Porites lobata is the source of this 14928-nucleotide messenger RNA. The record is from the annotation of a GenBank genome assembly. NCBI's taxonomy places the organism in Eukaryota, Metazoa, Cnidaria, Anthozoa, Scleractinia, Poritidae.
AUGACAGAAUUAGUGGGCUCACAUCCGUCAAUUCAGAUUAAAAGGGGAAAAGGUUAGUUUCUUAUUUUUGCACAACAAAACUCACUAUUCAAUUCAACUGCAACAGCUGAUUUUUCAACUGAAUGUCAAGAGCGUUUAUUGGUUUCUCGCUCAAUUUUGAGCCGAUUCCACAAUGAUAGCCGGAGAGUUCUUAUCUUGUUUGCCUUCUUUUUAGACGGGCAAAUGUGAAUCGAAGACAACCUUUUUCACUGAACCUGCGUCCUUCUGAUUCCACCUAACGUGACAACACUCCAAACAGCAAAUGGGUGCUCAAAGAAGUUUAAAAAUGUAAGUAAGGGGUUUCAUUCUUGCACAGUUUUAGUCAUUUUACUGACCUUACAUAUCCUUAACUGGAUCUAGAUAAAAGCCAAAGUUAGGUGAAUCUCCACUGAUGCAUUCUGACAAUGAAUUUUUUAAGUAAGAAGUAAAUUGGUCAAUGAAGUUAAGCCACACAUAACCGCCUCCAUGCAUAUAAAGCGACUGUGUUCAAAGGGGCCAACGAAAAAGGAGAGGCACAAAAAACCGAUUCCUAAAUGAUCUAAUUAGAUUUUUUGCAAGUUAAAACUUGCAAGCUCCCCUCUCUGAUCCGGACAAGAGACGACCCCCCGAGUCGAGAAAGUUUACGUGCAUGGCAGCGGGCGCUAAUUAGGUGGAAACUUGAAAUUUAGAAACAAUAUAAUAACAACUGAACAUGUAACUGUAAAGAGGAGAUUCAAUUUAAAAUAAAUUACCUAAUUUAUAUUUUGUCCCACCCUUAAAUUAGCAUUACGUUUAGUUUAAAGAGAAAGUGGGUGUGUCAGCCAAUCAAAUUGCAGAAUUUGUAAUUGGUAAGCUAGUUGGCUACUUAUAAUUCUACCUGUAUAUACUUGAAAACCCUCCCUUGUGCUGCAUUAAGAGAUCUUGAAUAGAUUUAUUUGUACUGUAAAGCAUUGUUCACUGUUGUUUAUAGUAAACUUUGCAUAGCGUAUAUUUCUUUCCAAGAAACAAAAUGUUUUUGUCAGAAACGUCUUGCAGCGGUCUUAAAUCACCUUUAGCAGUUGCGUGCAAAAUAGAAAGGAAAGUCAACUUGUGGUAAACUUAUCAACCUGAGACGCAUUACAGUGAACCGCGCCCAUCGAUCAGCAUCACAUAUUGAAGAUUGGGGCAAUAUUGAAAUCCUAACGUGGGUAAACAUUUUUAAUUAAGUCCCUAGCAAGCCUUUGUUCACCGUUCACCAUUCCGUAUCCGGCUUAGCCAAGACAACUGGCGUCCGGUCGAGGAAUUCAGUCGACAAGGUGCUCAUUUGAACUAAAAAACAAACGAAAAAUAAACAUUAAAACUAAUCAACUUAGUCACCGGAUACGCAUAUUUUAUUUCAGGCCGCAUAGAACAGAUGGACGCAUCCAUUUGUGCUUGGCCAAUAUGUGUAGUAGCUUUCGUGCCCCUGGGUUUCGUGCUCGGCACCUUGUUUGUCAGUGUUUUCAUCAGGAACGGAAACACUUGUCACUGAUCAGAGCAGUAGAACAUGUACAUCUAAUCCGUCGUUUUCUGGUAUUACUAAGUUAAUCCCUUUAAUAUCUACUCUAACAUUUUGAAGUUGACUUUAAAGAUCGUAAUUUUAAUCCCCAAAGUUAUCUUCUUCGGCGAAACAACUUUUAAGACAUGAUCAUGCAAUGUUUUCUAAUGUUCUACGAAGGAACAGUCCCCCCAAAUUUAGUAUAACUGAUAUAUAUGGAAAAAUAUUUCUAAAACUGAAGUCAUAAUACUUAUCAAGUAAGUUUUCAGCUGGCAACAAACUUUACUAUAGAGUGUAACUACAAUGCCCAAAAUGGACCUGACAUCUUUUUGUUGAGAUAUAUAAAUUAGUAUUAGGUGUAAAAUUCGUAAUGUACUAAUAGACUCAUUAAUCAUGCACUCAACAAUAAAAGUGUGCACUUUUUAUCGAUCUAUUUCGCUGUUUUCAAAGUCCUGGUGAUUGGAACAACCUGUAGAAAACACUAGAAUUUCUUGAAAUGAAAUCCUAGCCCUCGUAAACAAAAAGUCAGUCAAGGAUUAUGCAAUGCUUUAUUCCGUAAGUUCUGUUGUUGACAUUUUAAUUUAACUCAAGUGCAAUUUCGAGGAGCACUUUUUACCUUUGUGUAUUUGCCAGAUAAAGGUCGAAAAAGUGUUGAGUUUGAUAUUAAAGGGAAGCAGGAGUCAAUCCAUGUAAAGGGAAAAAAAUCAACUGAGAUCUCACCGGGAUCUUAAAAAGGAAUUACGCUAUCACGGUUCCCCCGUUCAGUGCAUCUUAGCUUAUCUAUCUAUACCGUCACUAAUUGAUAAUGCAUUCUCCAGACUCAGCAUAAAAGGAAGGCAGAAAUGUGGCUUCGUUGCUGCGUAAGGGUAUUAUGCCUUUGGAUUUGCUUAUUGCGCGUUGCCGUUAUUGUUUAGUCAGUAUAUUGUUCUGCAAAAAGUUGACAAGAGUUGGACAAAAGAGCUAGACUAGUAUAGUAGAAAGCAAACAAAACAUCUUUGUUUCUCCAAAGUGGUUCAGCGAUAUUGCAAGAUUUCAAGUGUCAUGACCUGAAAAAGUAAUGUGGCUUACCUCAAGAAGCUGCAAUUAUUUAAGUUGGAAUGUCUUUUUAAUUUGUGCCGUCCGUCGGUUCUGAAUAUCGUAAUCAAGGAAAAAUGAGUUUGUAAGCUAUAAAAGUGACGUUUGUGCUGCGUUUUUCCAAGUUUUGGUGGCUUAAUUACUCACCCCCUGGGAGCACAUUUACAACUGCGUCACUAGGCAACGGCGCGGUUCAGAGGAGGAAGUGUGUGAUAAACUGAUUUGCAGCAUGUGACUUCAUAUCAGACCUGCAAGACGUGCCAUACCAAACGUAUUUCGCUGCUGGCACUUGGCGCGUUUCGGAUUUCAUCCAUCAUAAGAAGCAUGGUGAUAAAAACUUACACGGAGUCUUCGUUCUUUCGUCUGAAACUCUCACACUACAGCAUUUUUUUAGCUUAAAAACUUCGCUUGGGGAAAAAAAAUUCUCGUUCACCACUCGCUGCUUCAACGUUGCAGAAGAUAUCCGUCUGGUGCCAGGACUAUGAAAAUGCCCGCCGAAAAUCGUAGACCCAAAACUUCCUUUUCCGUUUCGAAGAACACAAUGUAAGUUUACUCUUCAUCUUUGCAUUACACAGUUUAUUGUUACUUUGAGAUGUUUAGUUCCAGCUUUUAGAUGCACUUUUUCUUGUAGGCCUCUGAACUAGAUAACCCUUGCGUGAAAAUAGACUACAAAAGGGUGUUUUAAGCUUUCUUUGAAGACAAAUUGUUAGACGCGAUUAAUUGAUGUUUAUGUUGACCUACUCUGACCUUCUCAUUUGUAUCUUGCUUAACAGAAGUAUUUGUGCGCCGUAUACUUGGGAAGUUAGCGUGUUUGCAGCUUUAAGAAAUCUCACGAAAUUUCUCUGUUUUCUUUCCCUAUUUUGCAACUGCUAUGCGCGUUGUCGUUUUCAAUUACAUGAAAAUAGCUCGCUAAUUCACUUCAAGUGCUCUUCUGUUAUCUCUGUCUUAAAUGAUACGUUUUAUUGCAAGCACUUCUGCUAUGCGUCUCUUUCAAAGUAGUGGAUGUCAUCGCCGAGCAUCUUUAAGUCUUCACAGUCUCAUAUCACAAGUAAGCAGCAAGUACACCUUUCCAUUGUACGUUGAUUUGCACUACGUUUUUUUAACGCAGAGCUUAACUGGGCUCAAAGGAGGCUAGCUAGGCCAUUCCGGCUUUUGUAAUAAUAAUCACGCUAAACAGAUAAAAUUAGGGCUUCUAAACAUUUACAACCGGUCGAAUUUUGCUUUGUGAGAGCUCAAGCUUUUUCUUGUUUGCCGUUAGCUUUCGUUAACUUGUCUCAGUAAUAUAACUAGAAAAUUUGCGGACUGUUAUUGGUUAUCCAACAAAGGUUGCUCAAGUAACGCAAGGGUAGUAAUGUAAUUGCCCCCUGAUGACAUGGUUUUGUUGUCCACUGAUUGUGUACAAAACGUCUUCGUUCUGGUUGUUAUUAAAAUAUGCACGCUUGGGUAGCUUGUGAUAAAAGCCAUUAUGAAAACUAGUUCGAUAUCUCUGGUGAGCUAUACAUUGUAGGUUGUGAGGAAUUUUUGUUGUGGUUGACGAAUGUUUUCGAACAGCGAUAUAGGUCUGAUCGAUCUUUUUAGUUUAUUCAAUUGAAUCUGGUUAACACUGCAAGAUAGCCCAUGUCUUUGCGCAGAUCUAGAAGGCGCAUGAGAGAAUAAAAAGAGAUUCCGUUUGAAUUCGAGUGAGUUUAUAACAUCCUAAUAAUUCAUUUUGUCCGACCCAUGUAGAGACGAGAUUGGCGUAAAUUUGCGCACGCGUGCUAAGUACGCGUUUCCAGGUGGUUGGCGUCAGCCAUAAUUAACGCUGCUCUGAAUUCUGAUUGGUUCAUUACUUUAUCUUUGUCAAUUGGUUGAUUCUUUAAGGGCUACCAUGCUUUUGUUUUCUCUAGGAACAUUUGUUUCAAAACAAGUCCCGUGAAUUGUACACGCUUUCGUACUGGCUAUAGGACUAGUGCUUGUCAUUUCUUAAUAUAAGUCUUAUACUGGUUUUGUUUUGUUUUAGUUAUGAGACAAAAACCGAUUUACAUCAUUUGAUCUUAUGGAUGUUAAGAGGUUUUUGGCUGGAUGGUUCGAACCUAAUGCGAUGAUAUUAUGUUCAAACCCAAAGCAAGUGCACUAAAAAGAACGGUUCCAUUUUUAUUUGUCUUGAUUGAUAAGCUCUCCUUUAAAAAUUGAGUGGCUGAAAUUUUGUUCCUACAAAACGCAUGUAAAACGUUUAGCUUUUACCUCUGGAGUGUACAAGAACCCGAGCUUCUUGCGUUGGGCCGGCCGGUAAAUCGACUCUCUAAAAGAGCUUUGUACAGAAAAGUGCGACAGAUUUUCUUCUAAAUCCUAAAAUAAAACAUUCAUGAAAUUUUUGCUUUAAUCCCCCCUUUCCAUUAAACUAGCAGUAGCAGACAAAAAUAUCGAAGAUUUGCGUUCGAGUUAUUGUCAUGUCUCGAAACUGUAAUCCGAUUUUAAGAGCGCAAUAUCAGAAGAUCUGAGGUUUGUUUCAAGGUUGCUUGAAUUGAACUGGAUGGAUAUUUUUUGGGAGCAAAUAGGUCGAAUUUUGACAGCAUGCUCAAAACACUUUAGACCUGGUAAGUUAAGCAACUUUCUGCAUGACCCGUACUUGAUAAUCAAGCUUACCACAGGUCCCUCAAUAUUUAACUUGCCGUAAUAGGCUGUUCGUGAUGUACGGAUGAAAUAAGCGUUCUUUUCUUUUCUGGCUUUAAGUCGAUCUUACUUGUUUUCUAUGCAACGAUGACGUGUGUGUUUCCAAGCUGCAGCGCACGGAAUCUUAGAGUUGACUAACUAAAACUGGGUGGCCUAUUUAGCCGGGGUUCGAAAACGUGUCGGUGAACACAAGAGUUAACAAAUUGAACUGGAAAUAGCCCCUACAGAAAGAAUCGGUAUCUAAUGCCUGUUAAGCCGGCGCACGUUCUUCUCAAUGUAACGACUUGCAAAAAAGCGAAUGGCGACAAUCUGACUAAUUUAUUCCUUUGCUGUAUCAUUUCUUUCUGCAAUGAAUUACUUUCUUACCAAAAAUAAACUGAUAAAUUGGUGUGCUGCUCACUAAAUCUGUUUUUAAUGCUGCCUUUAACGCCUGUAGCGGAGCUUCAAGUAACAAAAUCUGGUCUAAUCUCGUACCCAGAUCUCUUGUUGACGAGGCCGACAGGAGAUCUGGGUACAUACGCACAUACAUAAACUUUAUUUUAACUCGAAUUUACAGAGUAGCUUUAUUGAGCUAAUAUUUCCGAGCACGAGAUUAAAUCUGGUCAGGUGUCGGUGUGAGAAAGUUUGGUUAUGACGUAACCGAAUUACGGAGCGCUUUCCACUCAACAAAAAUUCCGGUUUGAAUUUUUUUUUUCCAAUAUAUUUAUUGAUAAUCACAUUAAAUAAUUACAGUUACAAUACUACAGAAAAAGAAAAAAAAAAACACUUUAACAAUAGACAUUAACAGAGUAAAGCAAGAUUAAUUAUUAAAUUAUUAAAUUAAUACAGGGCUAAAAGAGACUAUAAAAAGUACAACAGGGCAAUGAAAUAAUACGAAGUUAAUGCCGUUAACUUAAAUAAGGCGUCAGUAUCAUCUUUCUUUUAAAGAAUUCUUUGUUGCUGAUUUUUUCUUCUGUUUCGUAUUUAGCGAUGAUCUUGGCCCUAAAUCCAUAAAUGUUUGGAAAGAUUUGUUUGCUCCUACAGUCCCACAAAUAGAGUUUUCCAAUAAUUAUAAAAUAGUUCAGCAGUUGAAGUAAAGGGUAAGUAUUUUCCGUCAAAAUUCCAAACAGCACAUUUUCCAAGCAGAGACGAAUUCGUUGAUUCGAAAUAAGGCACCAAUAAAGUUCAAAAUCAAUCCAAAACUGUUUAGAGCGCGAGCAGUGAUAGAACAAAUGAGUUUGAGGUUUGAAAUUUACCUGUAGGAAAUUCCACGUGUCAAGCCACGUGUACGGUUGCACAGACUCGACCCAAGCCACCGCGCGUUUGGUUAUUGUUCUUGUAAUCAGGAUACAAAAGAGCGGUACUGGGAACAACAAUUUUAUCACAAGACCAAGAAAUUCACGAUACCCGCCAUCUUUGGACGCGCUAAAGGACUGAUGGGAAAAAAAGAGCAAUGUCAACUGGUUUCUCAGGGGUUAAACAAAUGAUAAAAGCUGCCAAUUCAAGAAAUCACCGUCGAGUUUGUUUGCUCUAGACAACAGAAAAUAAAGAACUUUCCAUAAUAAAGUCGACAAUGGCAAUUUAUGGGUAGAAGUAAUCAUUGUUACUUCUUUGGAUGCUGUAGCGACCGUAGAUGUCCUCACAGCAAACAAUAAUGUCGUAAAUCUUGUCGAAACUCGAAAUGGCUUUUCGCUAGAAGAUUGAAUCGUCGUCAUGUUUUGAUAGCAUAAACAAACUCGACCACGAUUUCUUGCAUUGGCAGCUUUUAUCAGUUGUUUGCCCCCUGAGAAACCACGUGACAUUGCUUUUUUCCCAUCAGUCCCUUACCACGUGCAAAGAUGGUGGGUAUGGUGAAUUAGGUGUAAUGGAAAGGGACAUUUCGGUCCGACCAACCAAAAUGACCAGACCGGUCAAAGUGGACUACCUUCAAAGGUGGUACCAAAUAGGCGCGAUCCAUUCAACCAAAAUCCAGACCGGUCCAACCGAGAAAAGAGGACCCCCUCAAAAGGUGGACCUGUUUUUUCGAAACUUUUCAGGUUGGACCGAACCGAUCCAUUGAGUUUUGGACCGAAAUUUCCGGAAAUUUUGGUUGAAUGGAUCGCGCCCAAUAUUUCGGUCGGACCGAACCGAAAUGGUCCGUUCCAUUUUGUGGGCGUCAGCUGUCCAACUCUGUAAGCCAAAGUGAUGGUGCUUUUUUGGCGGGAAAUCGUGUGGCAACCCGCCACAUGAUUUGGGCGGGAAAAAUGAAUAGGAAACUGAAGAUAACAACAAGAAAGCAAAAAAAGGUGUCGUAAACGUUGUAACCAGAAAGGAAUUUAUCGCUGCUCUACGGCAUACUAUUUGCUGAAUUUGAUGAGGACAAUCAGAUAUACUUUCUAGAGUCCAGGUGACAACUUACUCGUUUGCUUGUUUUAUGAAAGCUUAUUGUGGGGUAUUGUGAAUUGGCAGUUCAUUUGCAUAAUCAGUUUAAGCUUAUAUUUAGCACAGAAAUUAUUUAUUUUGUUAAAUUUAGUCUGACUAGCAUUUGGUUUUGACUCAGGCUUAAAUAAUAUUGUGCUUAUAAAACGCAAGUUUUGUCUUUCUCAUUUGGAUGGCGGGCGAUGAGUUUAAAUUGUACAAAGCAGUUCGUGGCCGAUUCUUCGGAUCUGCUGUACUUUCACAUUUAAUUGCUUGGUUUAUUGUGCUUUUCCCUAAGUGGCCUUGCACGUGGGCGCGAAGUAUGAUGUUUUAAUAGUAGCAGUUCGGAGGAGAAUAACGAGCGAAAGAGCUCAUUACAUCAAAAAUCUAUGGUAUCUUAAACUGAAACUAUUCAUUAAACCAACACCAAAAAAAUAACCUUAACUCACCUAGAAAUUUUAAUAUACUUCAACACCAAUAAACCACAUCAACUUUUUUUUUUUUCAGGCAGAAUACCAUUUAUAUUAGAAAACCGCAGGUAUCUCAGGAGGGGGGUGCGCACCCCUUAACCCCUAGAUCCGCGCCUGUAAAAUACAAUACGUUAGUCAUUCUGGUAUACAUGUAGUUACACUGGAUCAAUGAAAUUCCUCUACGCAAUUUGGAAAAGCCAAGAAGUGGAUUUUUAGUUAAAUUAAGUUUACUUCUCGUAGCUUUUGUCGUUAGUUUACUCAUUUUAGAGUUCCCGGUGUCACAGCUUAUGUUUGAAACGACUUGGAGUGUGUGCGCGUAAUAAAUCAGGCUAAAUAGAUAAAAUAUUAUAAUUAUUAUUGUUAUUGCCGGUUUUUGUCUUAUGCUAAAUUGAACGAAUAAUGGUUGUUUUAAAGUAAAGCAUUUCUACCUGAAUAGAACUAAGUAAGAUUGUUUUUUGCGUGCUCGGAAUUGAGUCAACUUCAUGUCACCCAACUCAAGAUCAGCAUUAUAAAUCAGUCUCGUAUUUCGAUAUGACUACGAGAGGCAAUAAGAAUGUUGUUUUCGAAGACAAGAAAAGACAAGAAUGGCGCUGAAAGUAUUAUGCAUGGAUUUCUGACCUGAUAAUAGUCUUGUCGGUACUGACUCCAUAUCAAAGUGAUUAGCAAUUGUUUUUCUUGAUUACUAAUUUGCAUUGUGAGUGGAACCUUUUUGUUUCCUUGGUCGCCCUAGAUUCAAAUAUUUGUUGGUGAAUAAAUGUUAAGCGUUAAGAUAAAUGGCACGUGAGUGAAAUCUUUAGGAAGUACCAUGGAAAAGUCUUUUAAAUGACGGAUCAUGACUUAGCGAGGUAAAGUUAUAAGUACCUAAUUCUAUUUUAGGUGUAAAAGUGACGUAUUACACAUAGCACUUUUCUCUACGCACAAGGGCCAAGCUCGCAAAGCUAAAUCCUUAACAUUGCUUAAGAUUAGUGGACGGAUUUUUAGGUACUUAAUGGUAUAAGUUGAUGGAGUGUUUGUUGACUUAGAGAGUUUAAUCUUGCUCUUUCAUGAUCCAAAGAUCAAAGUUUUUUUUUCACAUUUUUCACAUUUUCUAACAUAAAAAGCCUAGCUAGCAUCAAACACUGUUAUAAAUAGAUUCUAUUUAGCAAAUGGUCACAGUUUAUGAUUUGGUCAAGGAAACAGGGGACUUCAAAAGUCUUGUGGACCGAGAGAGAAACAAAUUUUAAUUCAUGUGAACCUCGUGAUAAAUCCUGGCCGCUAGCAAGAACUUUCACUCGUUGAGAAUCCACUGGAAUCGCUAUACUUUAGCAAAAAGUAUGUAGCCCUAAUCGGCGACGUCAUAGCGAUACACUCUUGUGAGUAUACGUGAACGUUUAAAAUAAUCAGAUAUGAACAAUUAUCUACAAACUAUUAGCUUACUCCAGCAAUUGUUAUAAUAAUUUUGUUGUUGUUAGGAAGUACCGAUUAAAAGUUAAAAAUAGUGAUGGAAUCAGAACUGAAUUAUCAGGUAGAGACUAUUUUAGUUACCAACUGCGAAAUGAAGCAAAAUGUUUAAGAUGAAUUCGUUCAAAAUGGUGUUUGUUCAGCAGAGUAAUUAGUUUAAAACAUCGGCAACAAAGACAUAAAAGUUUUUUUUGUCAAACUCUCUAGCACUCGCUUGAAAAUCCGAUACAUAAAUGAAAUGUUGAUCAAAGGAAUCAAAGUGAUCGCGCUUCUGCUGCGUCGGUAACUUCCAUGCUAUAUUUGCUAUAUUUCUCACUUUUACUUCAUCACUGAGCGAUAAAAAUGCAUAUGGUUCAUGAUCAGCCAGUGUAGCAUCUCUACUUCCUAUACGCUGCCUUGCAGAAAUAUUUCUCAGUUUAGUAGAACAGAAACGUGUUAUUGUAUAUUGUGCUUUAAAAUUUCAAGUCAGUGGGCAAUUUCAGCCAGGAGUCUCGUAAUGUGCAAAUCUUACAUGCAAGUUUUUACUGUAAUGUAAUAGACGUCAAGUGAGACACGUUUGGAGCAGACAUAGCGUUUAAAGAACUUAAAUUUUUAAGAACAGACAUUUUUAAGGCCUCGUCAUUGGCAGUCUCCGACGCAGACGUGCUCUUAGGGCUCUGUCACCCUUCGUGAGAGGCUUUUGUGUAGUUUGGUGACCCAGUAUUUUCCAUUGCUUAUAUACUCAAAAGGUAAAAAAUCUAGAGAUGAAAUAAAAUUAACUCCUGACUGGAUGAACCCGAGGUUUUCAAGGACAGCUCUAUAGCCUGCGAGCAAUAAGGGUCAAGCGUGAUGAACUUUUGCCACUCAUGAUUUCCAAAUAGAGAGCUUUUCGCUUGCUGUGAACAUCAACCCCAGCUAUUUUAUAGCAAUACUUAGGUGAAUACUUCACCCAGGAGAAGUUAAAAAAGCACCCUAAGCCCCUGGAUUAUACCGCCUCCAUAAAGCCCAAAACAAAUACAACAUUUUUCUUUUUCAACAUUACCAUUCCUUUUUAGAAUGUACCUUCAUUAUGCAAUUUCAAUUUCUCUUAGAUCCCAGGGCCACACGGUAAAGGACGAUUUGGAAGUGUGGAUGUCGUUUCAGAAGCACCGCACUGUUCCGCCGUUCCCUGGUCAUGCUGGGGGCACUGCCAGGAGCUGGCCAAACUCAAGACCAGCUGGAGGUAUGUGCAAGCUAUCCUUCUCGUUCGGGACACAUUUUUGUCAUUUUUCUCCGAACGGAUAAUGAACGACGGGUCUGAGCUCCCUAAAACGGUCGCUAAGUUGGACCCUACCGUUCUUUAGUCAUUUACCAUACUAGAAAUCCUCUGAUAAGCCCGGGGGAGGGGGGGGUAUCUAUUUCAAGCACGUUUGAGGGGGAGGGGAGUUUGAUGGAGAGGGGGGUUUUAGGGCUUAUUUGAGAGAGGGGCUUAAUAGAGAGAGACCUUACCAUCAUUUAGCUCUCUGUAGGGUCUGUAGGGCGGUCAACGAGUCUUUCCAAAGAUACCGUUGAACCUCUAUGCGCGACCACCUCUCGUAAGCAACCACGUUUCAUAAGCGACCAUCUUACCAAAACACCAAAACUUUCCAAGGCAAAGGCUUAAAGUUGGAACCUCUCGUAAACGACCACCUCAUGUAGCCGACCGCAAUCACUUUUUGGGCCUGAAAGUUAAUGAUUUUCCAUUGUUUUUAAGCUCAUGUAAGCGACCACUUGACGCAUUCUCUAAUCUCUGUGUUAGCUGUGUGCACUGACUGUGCUACUUUGAAUAUACGAAGAACUUUAGUAACAACAUGAAACUACUCAUGGCGUAACUUACUGAAUGUAAUAAAUUAUCUUCCAAAAAGUAGAUGUGCCCGAACCUCUUCUCGGAAGAAGCCCCGUGUGGUUUUAAGCGACCACUAUAAGUCUUUGCAUUUUGGGUGGUUGCUUACGGGAGGUUCGAAUGUACUAAACGCUUCAUACAACUGCAAUGCACGUUACACCUCUUACUCCCCUGUACUGUGGACACCGAAGCCCAGUCCGUAUUAAAGCAGUUUCACUUUGCUAAUAGCCGUUGAGCGUGGGCUUAAUGUUACCUUCUCUCAAAUCAGCGGCAUUUACAGUAGAUGACAUUUGAUCUGAUAUUUUCUUUUGGAAUUAUACAAAAUUUCAUUGAAGUUGCAAGAAGUUGCUGCUUUUGCAGCUAUAACACUGUGCGCAAUGGCUGCGAAGCAUUGUUUGGUCAGGCUUUUUACUGCCUUUCUAUCAGCCGAACAAAGGGAAGUAAAAACCGAUAAUGCAUGUGUGCACUUGGCAGUACUUUUAAGGCAUGUCGUGAAAUGUACAAUGCUAUAAAUUGCUGGUCUAAAUUUGCAAUCGCCAGCAAAAUAUAGCCUCUUCUCGAACUGCUCUUUCUUUUUUACUCGGAUCCUUCACGGACAGUGGUUUUAGCCCAAAACGGCCGGGUUUGCAGCUGCCUCAACAUGCAUUGCCCUGUAAAACAGAACGUUUUGCAUUCGAUGGCAACUUUAUUUUAAACUUAAGCUCGCGCAUGACCUUGUAUCGCGCUAUUUGUUUUCGAAUGACGAAUUUCGGUCGUUAGUGUCUCAUGUGCAAAUUGAUGAAAACAGCCAACUGAACCACCUCCUGGAAAGUCUCGGUCAGAAUUGAAAAGUAAUGUCCUGAAUACACGUUACAUUAUAUUAUAUAAAGCAACCAGGCAGAUAGGUCUUUGCACCAUCAUCUGCUUUUCAGUGAGCGACACAAGGUUUUGAUGAAAUUGGUAACAAUGGUGUUAUUUUGAACAGUUUCCACCCUGGAAUUGGGCUUCAUCAAUCGGCGAGCAGUGUCAACCACUGAAUCACGUGCCAGAGGGCUUCCACCAAUCACAGACAAGCCUAGGCCAGGAAACAGAAAAGUUGGAUUAAGAGAUGGUAGACAGGAAAAACAACAGCUCUGUUGGGCCAGAAGUUGGGCAGGAGUCCGCGCGGAACAAACAAACGUUCACGCUAAAGGUUGCACGGUUUGUACUACGCAUAAUAGAAGAAGUCACCUGGGCCCUUUGAAAAACUCAGGCUUGAAAAUUGCACACAAAAACAAAGUGUUAGCGAUGAAUGAAAAAGAGGCAGUGUUAUUUAAGAGACUAAAAGGAAUCUACGCAAACUCUACGGAAAAGACUUUACGGGUUCAGCGACUUCAGAAUAAUAUUAAUUCAUUACAGUCGAGAACUCUUCACUCAGAAAUAGAUUAUAGUUUAAGAGAGUUUAAAAAGAAACAAGAAGAUGACAAGAGGAAUAGAUCAGAACUCAAACGAGUCCGAGAAAGGUUUUCAAAGGAUAGAGAACACCGUCGCAAGAGUUCUUACGUGAGUUUAAGCGCACUAGAGUGUCCACAAGUGUCCCGGCAGGCGUAUGGGCUCCCCGAGGAUGGCCAUGAAUAUAGACAGUCUAGCGUGAUGCAACAUGCUCAAGAAAAGCUGCGUGAUAUUUGGAAAAAUGCUAUGAAACGCGCUGUCAUUGUCGAUAAAAUGAUAGGUGUGAUGAAAAAAGAGAAAGAGCCGUUACCUCAGAUUAAAGUACGGAGAAAAAGCAUGGCUCAAAAAGAAGCAAGGUCCCCCAGUCCAGUAAAAGAAGGUAGGCCAGAGUUCUGGUUAAUUUAGGCCCCGUCGACACUAACGCGUUUUCGUUUGAAAACGCAUACGGAUCGAUGCGUUUAGGCCUUCCGUCCACACUAAUAAGCUGAGCGCGUUUUCAUCGGAAACGCAUCUAUUUGAAAAAGCUCUUGAAAGUGGAUCAAACGAAAGCGCAUGGCCUAUCGUAUUAGUGUCGAGUGUCCAAAAACGGUCGAAAACGCAUCAAAAUGAAAACGAUGACCGAAAAUAUUGCACGCGCGUGUGUUUGUAGCAUGCACAUUGUUUUCAAACCUUUUAGUGUAUAGCCGAAAACGUAUCAAAGCCGGGGACGUAUAUCGAUCGAUGUGUUGUCGAUGACAACUGAACACAUACUUUUGAAAAGGCAUAAGUGUGGACAGGUCCUUAGUUUUCCAUACUUGUCACUACUUUGACCAGGAACUCAAGUUAUAUGUAAGGAGUCACAUCAAUGAGAUGUAUUUUCAUAUUCAAUAAAGACCUAAUAGCCGACACCUACAGUACACUUGUUAACGUCCACUUACGUGUAAUACAAAGUUUCAGACAUUGACAUUCCUGUCAGUUUUUGUACUUGGGAUGAAUAGUUAAAAAAACACAGAGCAAAAUUAGUCAGAUAUCUAAUAUCAAAAAUUGUCCAAAAUCCUAUUUCUACAUAAUUUCUCGGUCUAAGAUAGCUUAGGGCUCCAAAUCCGCGCAAUGGCCCUCUUCCAUUUGUAUUUCAUGGAUAUUUUCAUUGGCCUAGAGUUUUUAGCGGUUAAAUUAAGAUUAGUUCUCACUGUCAAUGAUCAUUUUUGUAGCGCUCCAAGAGAGAGACUCCAUGGAAACAGUGAAUCAGCUUGAAGUGGUUCUUGGAGAAAUUGAUGCUAUGUCCACAGGUACGACUCGCAAAAUAUGCUACAAACUUUUUGUCUAGCCUAUAAGUCCUGAUAUUAUACGAGGCUCCGCGUGAUUUUCGAAGCGAACUAUAACACUGCUUAAAAUUCUUAUUUGUGUUUAAAAAUAACUGGCUGAUUGUACGAGUGAAUUUCGCGAGGCGUCUUAUCUUUGGAAAAUCAUGGUAGUGACGAAUUUUGUGUUCCACUCUCCCACCGAAGUAACGCUGCAUUUUUGAAAAAAACGAAUCCCUCUUACUAUACUCUACAGUCUAUCGACCCUCAGAAAAUCCUUUAGUCUGUCAUACACCGAGUCAGUGUGUAAGAUUGUCAGUCAGCCCGGUAUAAGUCGUUAGUUUGUCAGUUAGUCCGACAGAGAGAUAUAGUUAUUUACUUCAGUAGUCAGACAGACGUUAGACCCGUCGGUUUUUCACUCAGGCAGUAGGUUCGUAAGACAGUUUAUCAGCCAGACAGUAAAGCGGUCAAGUCAGACAAGGACAGACAGACAGUCAGUUCUACAGUCGAUGGAACCAGUCAGUUAGUGAGUAAACUAUCCAAAUGGAUGGGUCAAUCACUCUCCUCUCAGCUCUUUAAUGUUUUUUGUUUGCUAUGGUAAGUUAGUGACAUUUGUUUCAUUUCAAUUGCAGUGAUAUCAGAAUCAGAUGAAGAUCUUACGGACACUGAAGAAGAAUUUGAUUAACGUUCUCCUCCAAUAUUCAUAAUAUAAAAGUUAAAGAUACAAAACUGUGCGCAAAAGUUAAGCUUAGCAAAGAAGUUAAAACUUCUUACCUAUGUCUUUUCCGUAUCAUCGUAUACCAAGGUUUGAAAACAGUUCUAACUUGCCCAGAGUAUUUACUAGGAAUAUUA